UAUUUAUUGUAAAUGACCUCUCGCUGCCCACCUGCAGUACCUUCGCGGCCCACGGAAUCGCUGCUAUAUACCAUUUCUCAAGUUUAGGUAAGAUAGGUCCAAUAUAGACCAGGAAACAGUUAUGACUUCAGGAAUCGCUUCUGUGAAAGGAUUUCUCUUUCACAAAGAUAAGUUAUUACGUUAUUUUUAUUUAUCUUAGACCCAGAGGGAUCCAUAAUACAGUAUUGACAGUAAGUCAAACCGCAACACCGAUCAAUUCUGUAAAGGACAAUGAAAGGACGCAGGCACCUUGACAACCCUACUGAGACAUCUCUCUCCUAACAUGCAAAUCAAGAGGUAGCCACGGAAUUGGAACCCAUGUCUCUCCGUCACUAAGGUGUCCACCACUGCGACGCCCCGCACGUCACGCGGGCGUCCACUGCACAAGGCAGUGCGUGUGCGUGUGUGUGUGUGUGUGUGUGUGCAGGGCUGGCUGGCUGAUGGAGCGGUGGGGUCGUUGAUGUAUCAGAAAGUGGAAGCCGCGGAGGACAAAGAGCUGCGGGGCGAAGCGACGCAUCAGCACGCUGGAGAGCUCCGCUCCGCGCCUCUCCCCAUCGACCAGCACCGGCGGACCGCGCUCCUCUCCAGGAUGACAGGCAACUUGUCUCUGUGGGUAUCCACACCUGGCUUCUCCCUGCUGAACACGUCUGCUCCACCCUCCCUUGGACCCUGGCAGGCUCCGUCCUUUACAGUGGCCGCCCGCUGCCGUGUAGCAGCUACCCUUGUGCUGUUUGUCUUUGCUGCUGGCAGUAACCUGUCGGUCCUGAUCAGUGUAUGCUGGGGGCGGGGUUAUCGCCUGGCAGCACACCUACGCCCGCUCAUCGCCAGUUUGGCCUCAGCUGAUCUCAUGAUGACCUUUUUGGUGAUGCCGCUAGAUGCCGUAUGGAACAUUACAGUGCAGUGGUAUGCUGGGGAUUUCAUGUGUAAGCUACUGUGUUUCCUCAAGCUAUUUGCCAUGCACUCAGCUGCUUUUAUACUUGUGGUAGUAAGUCUGGACCGCUAUCGGGCCAUCCUCCAUCCUCUGGAUUCUCUCGAUGCUGGGCUCAGGAACAGACGCAUGCUGCUGGUGGCCUGGACCCUGAGCCUGCUGCUGGCAUCUCCACAGCUGUUCAUCUUUCGAGCGAUUAAAGCUGACGGAGCAGACUUCACUCAGUGUGUCACCCAUGGAAGUUUCCAGUAUCCCUGGCAGAAGACUGCGUACAAUAUGUUUCACUUUGUGACACUAUAUGUCUUCCCUCUACUCGUCAUGACCUUCUGCUACACCCGCAUCCUCACCAAGAUCAAUGGGCAAAUGCACAAGGGAAAAGAUGGUGAGCACUGCCUGAGACGCAGUGGAACUGACAUGAUAUCCAAAGCCCGGAUUAGGACCCUCAAGAUGACCAUUGUGAUCGUGAGCUCCUUUGUCAUCUGUUGGACUCCCUACUACCUCUUAGGGAUCUGGUACUGGUUCCAACCAGCCAUUAUCCAGCACACACCUGAGUACGUGCACCACAUUUUGUUUGUCUUUGGCAACCUGAACACAUGUUGUGACCCAGUCAUCUAUAGUUUCUACACACCGUCUUUCCGGGCCGACAUUGCCGACGUGGUGGCGUGCUGCCGUGGUCGCCAAAUCAACAAUGCCUCCCCCAGCUCUGUGGAUCGUCUGUCUGGAGCGAGAGCUGGUGUUGCUAUGGAGAUGGAGUCCGAUUUGAGCUCAAACCAACACAGUGGGAAUCCUAAUUAAAAAUUGGGGAUGUCACUCGCUGUCCUAGUGCACGUUUAAUGCUCAUCCAUGAUGGAAGCUGAACAUUUCAGUCUUUUCUGGAACUGUUUCGAACUGUGGGACCCUUCAGACCUGUGGUCAACAAACACACAUAAAGGGUUGGACUGUAUGCAUAUUAUUAUAUUUGUUAUUUGUAUUUACAAGGCCCUGGAUGUGACUAGCAACAAUGUUAUUUGUGCAAAAAGUGGUAAUUUGAAAUAUGUAUAUCAUAUAUGCUCAGAGAGGACAUACUUUCAGUCAUGCCUGUCACAAUAGGAUUUUGAAUAGCUUGCCUCAUUUAUAAAUGUGGAUACAUUUUUGCGUGUUUAAAAUUAUAGCAUUCUAUAUAUGUUCACCACUCUAUAUGGUGACAGAUGCAGUGUGUUUUGUAUGAAUGAAAGCUUUUAAAACUCGCAUGGAAUUUUCUGGGCACAAAUUAAUACAGCAUGUGCCCUUAAAGGGGCUCUGACACUUUAUAACUUAAUACGACUAAAUAGUCUGACCUCAAAGGUCCACUUAGUAGCCGUUUUAGAGCCUUUAAUUGCAUCUCAGGAACUUCAUCGAUAUAGAAGUCUGAUAGAUCUGGUCCUGGUGAUGAAUCAGGCUUUGACCCGGGAGACUUGGAUUCCCGCCUAGCCCAGUAUACCCUCUUUCUCCUCCUCUCGUAUCCAGUUUGCAAGUCAGUCUCUCCGGUUCCUCUUCCUUUAAUCCACGAAACAAUGUAUAUUUGAGUGACGGCGAGAUUGCAAUCUCAGAACGGCAGGUCCCUUUUUUCAGAACGGCAUUAACCGAUCUCAGUACGGCAUGUAGUGGCAUAGAGCCCUCCCUCCCUCCUCAUCCAUGCAAAUCACGUAAAUGUUUUUUUGAGAAUUAGCACAACACUGCGACUUAAAAGUACCACAGCAUAAAAUAAAUAAAUAAUAAAAUAAAUACGCAUUAAAUAAAGUGAUGUAUCUUUUUGGUCAUUUGGCCAAUGUUUGUUUAACCUAAUGCAGCCAGUUUGACUAAUAAAUGUGAACAACGUG
This is a messenger RNA of Gasterosteus aculeatus aculeatus (three-spined stickleback), 2805 nucleotides long. It is a transcript of the gene gnrhr1, whose product is annotated as gonadotropin releasing hormone receptor 1. Gene Ontology annotation, molecular function: G protein-coupled receptor activity; peptide binding; protein-hormone receptor activity. NCBI's taxonomy places the organism in Eukaryota, Metazoa, Chordata, Actinopteri, Perciformes, Gasterosteidae. Gene Ontology annotation, biological process: G protein-coupled receptor signaling pathway; cellular response to hormone stimulus. The record is from RefSeq and is a predicted model, not a curated record. Gene Ontology annotation, cellular component: plasma membrane.